Triticum aestivum (bread wheat) is the source of this 744-nucleotide messenger RNA. Its product is annotated as putative anthocyanidin reductase. Gene Ontology annotation, molecular function: oxidoreductase activity, acting on the CH-OH group of donors, NAD or NADP as acceptor. The coding region runs from base 1 to 744 and encodes 247 amino acids. Lineage: Eukaryota; Viridiplantae; Streptophyta; Magnoliopsida; Poales; Poaceae. The record is from RefSeq and is a predicted model, not a curated record. The transcript has 3 exons.
AUGGUUGCACGGUCGGAAAAUAACCGUGGCUACGGCCGACAGUCACCGAUGCAGGAGCUUUCUCGUUACAAGGACACCACCGAGGCGAUUGAGGAUGCAACACGCGCCAUCCUGGAGCAAUGCGAGCGGUCCAAGACAGUGAGGCGUGUCAUCAGCACAGGCUCCGUUAUCACGGCGUCGCCGCUCCGGGAGGACGGGGAGGGGUACAAAGAGUUUGUGAACGAAUCCUGCUGGACCCCGCUCAGCCUCCCCAUUGAUCACAACAACGAAUUCAUGCACGAAUACCUCUCCUCUAAGUGCAUCGCUGAGAAGGAGCUAGUCAAGUACAACGACCGCCCCUCCAAGGGCAGAGCGUUCGACAUCAUCGUCCUGCUACUGGGCCUCGUAGCAGGAGACACCCUCGGCCUCCUGCCCUACAUCAACAAAAGCCAGCACUUCAUGCUGUCGCCGUUCACCGGCAUCGAGCCUUACCACAACGCCCUCAGGUUCACGCAGGCCGUCCUCGGCGCCGUGCCGGUGGUGCACGUCGACGACGUCAGCGAGGCGCACGUCUUCUGCAUGGAGCGCCAGCACGACGUGGCCGCCGGCCGGUACCUCUGCGCCACCGCGCACACCAACAUGCAGGAUAUGGUGGAGCACUACGCGGGCAAGCAUCCCGAGCUCAAGCUAGCGCGGAAAGAGUACUUUUCUUCGACUAAAUAUUCCAAAUUAAGUGUCUGGUGGUGCAUUAAUUGUGAAUUGUGA